AUGACUCAAGAUCAACACAUACAAGUUUGUGUAUCAAAAUACUCGGAGCAAUCGAAACAAGACUACCGUGUUCGAUUGACUUCAUCAGUUACUUCUAUCCGGUUUCUUUUAAGGCAAGGACUUGCUUUUCGUGGAAAUGAUGAAACCCUUGACUCACUUAAUUGGGGAAACUUCCUUGAGUUCUUAAAAGUUCUUGCAGAUACUAAUGAAGAUGUUGGCAAAGUAGUAAUGCAAAAUGCACCUGAAAAUCACCAAAUGACUUCUCCUUUAAUUCAAAAAGAUAUUGUUAAUGCAAUUGCAAGUGAGACAACUGAAAUAAUAAUCAAUGAUCUUGGUGAAGAAUUAUUUGGAAUAAUAGUUGAUGAGUCAAGAGAUGUAUCACUUAAGGAGCAGAUGAUUGUGUUUAUUCGGUAUGUGAAUUCAAGUGGGCAUAUUGUUGAGCGUAUGCUUGGAAUUACUCAUGUUCGUGAUACUACAUCUAUGUCUCUUAAAGUAGCCAUUGAAGAUCUCCUAACAAGGCAUGGAUUAAGCAUUUCAAGAAUACGAGGCCAAGGGUAUGAUGGAGCAAGUAAUAUGCGAGGCAAGUUCAAUGGUCUUAAAACUUUGAUUAUCAAUGAGAAUCCAUGUGCUUUUUAUGUUCAUUGUUUUGCUCAUCAACUACAACUAGCACUUGUGGGUGCUGCAAGAGAAAAUAGUGCUGUUGGAAAUUUUUUUGUCACUGUCUCGCAAUUGUGCAAUAUUGUAUGUGCUCCAUGUAAGCGUAAGGAUAGCUUACGAGACAAACAAUUAAAGAUGUUGAUUGAUUCAAUUUCUACUGAUACAAUUGAAAUAGGAAUUGGUUUGAAUCAAGAAUCAGUUAUAAAACGCCUUGGUGAUACACGUUGGGGAUCUCAUUACGGUGCACUUGUGAGCAUUGUGAGAUUAUUUUCUCCGGUGAUUGAGGUUCUUGAUGAAAUAGGAGUCAAUGACGGUCCAAAACAAAGGACAGAAGCAUUUGGAGUAUUGGAGGCUAUUCUAUGUUUUGAUUUUGUAUUCUUUUUGCAUUUGAUGAAGGAUGUUUUAGGAAUUACCAAUGACUUGUCACAGGCAUUACAGAAGAAAGAUCAAAACAUUGUGAGUGCCAUUAGACUAUUGGAGAUAAACCAACUACAAACUUAUUUUGUUGAUGUAACUUCUGAUCCUGUUUUCUCUAAAUUGGGUGGUAUUAAUGAAUUAGCUCAAAAAAUGGUGGAAACGGGAAGACAUUUGGACUAUACGUUGGUGUAUUUGCUUCUAAAGUUGUCUUUGAUUCUACCAGUUGCAACUGCUAGUGUGGAAAGAGCAUUUUCUGCUAUGAAGUUAAUCAAGACAUCUUUACGCAACCGGAUGGGUGAUGAUUUAUUACAUGAUUGCUUAUUGCCGUAUGUUAAAAAAGAAGUUUUUGAUCAAGUUUCAAAUGAAGCAAUUCUACUCCGAUUUCAAAAUAUGAGAGAGCGUAGAGGAGUAUUACCCCGUAGUUUAUCAUAA
Molecule: messenger RNA, 1506 nt
Organism: Ipomoea triloba (trilobed morning glory)
Lineage: Eukaryota; Viridiplantae; Streptophyta; Magnoliopsida; Solanales; Convolvulaceae
Product: zinc finger MYM-type protein 1-like
Exons: 2
Coding region: 1-1506 (501 amino acids)
Molecular function (GO): protein dimerization activity
Source: RefSeq, a predicted model, not a curated record